This is a messenger RNA of Torulaspora delbrueckii, 1065 nucleotides long. RefSeq names its product Vam7p (gene VAM7). The record is from RefSeq and is a predicted model, not a curated record. Gene Ontology annotation, cellular component: intracellular membrane-bounded organelle. NCBI's taxonomy places the organism in Eukaryota, Fungi, Ascomycota, Saccharomycetes, Saccharomycetales, Saccharomycetaceae. Bases 1 to 1065 code for a protein of 354 amino acids. Gene Ontology annotation, molecular function: phosphatidylinositol binding. The transcript has a single exon.
AUGAGGAACCAGAACGUUCGAGUCGAAGUGGUUGUCGAUGAAGUACGAAUAAUGAAGGAGUCAUACGCUCUUUACGGUGUGCUCCUUAGGAUAGUAAGAGGUAAGGACUCGCAAGGGUCUGAACAGACUUAUGAGCAACACGUAUUCAGACGAUUUUCAGAGUUUUGGGAACUUAAGAAGAAGCUCGAAAAAGAAUUUAAUGCUGAGUUACCUUACGAGCUGCCUACGCGUAAGUUUGGACUAUGGAAGAGGAGUGCUGUUGAUUUAGCAGUAAUUGAAGAGAGGAAAGUACAAUUGGCAAAGUUUCUACGAGAUAUGCUGAACGAUUCAUUCGAUACCAAGUGGAAGAAUUCAAGCCACGUAACAAAGUUCUUGAAGCUGCCUGUGAACUGGAGCUCAGGGAAUAAUAGGGAUACUAGCGAUAAUGUGGAACAAGAACAAGAGCUCGAUUUGAUGGAUCCCACACAAUGGAUGAUAAGUUUCAAGGACUCCAAGACGUUUCUGGAGCAGAGUAAACAAUCUGGUAGCGCUCAUAGCUCCAAAGUUCUAAUGCAGUUGCGACUUGCCCUGUAUAACAUGGAGGUGGCUCUGAAACAAGCACACAAGGUGAAUGAAGUCGGAACUUCAGAAUACGAAAGACGGACCAACCUCCUGCUACUAUUAAAACGAGAUGUCAAUGAAAUGGCAUUAACUCAGAACGGCGCACCUGGCAAGUCUGGUGAGGACGAAGAACAAAUUCGAUCUGCUUUAUUCCCAGAAGUUGCGAACCCUCGUUCUCCAAAGAAACCUCUAGCUGGGCGGCGCCGGUUCGGUGAGACCACAGAGACUGAACCACUCAGCGACCAACAACUUCUGCAACUUCACAAGACUAAGAUGGAAGAGCAGGAUCAAGAAUUAGAAGAGAUACGCAAAAUUGUCCAACGACAAAAAAAUAUCUCCUUGGAGAUGAACCAAGAACUAGCACAACAGAAUGACCUACUCGAUUUACUCGAUAACGACGUCAAUGGUACUGCUACGAAGCUACAAAUGGCUAACAGGAAAGCCAAACUAUUCAAUAACGAUUAG